AUGCACGGCCGCCGCAUCCCACCCCCGCCGCUGCCGCCCGCGCUGCACCCCGCCCCCGCCACCACACCGCACCCCGCCCCCGCUGCCGCACCGCGCCCCCGCUACGGCCGCCGCAUCGCGCCCCCGAACCUGCUGCCGCACCCCGCCCCCGCCACAUCCCGGCCCUGCUGCCGCGCUCGCGCCGCUUACCCGCCCCCGCCCCGGAGGCCGUGCCCGACGACGACGCCUCGUCCACGUCCUCGCCUCGGAAGCCGCGCGGGCUCCCGACGCCGGCUCCCCGCCCCAGCAGCGGCGUCCCAGGGGCCCGACUCGUCCCCGACGCCGUCUACCAGCCCCGGCACCGCCUCCGCACCUCGAGCGCCACCAGCGCCGCCUCCCCACCCCUGGAGGCCGCACCCGUGGCCCGGCUCGCGGCUCCCGACGCCGGCUCCCCGCCCCGGCAGCGGCGUCCCCGGGAUUUGUGUUAUUGAUUCGAAAUGCCAGGCGGGGCCAGAUUGGUAUUGGAUGCUCGUGCAGGCGGGUGCCCACAAAAGGAAGCCCAACGGCAUCCUGGGAACCCUAUGCAUGGAGCUCUUCCCUGGGCUGGUGAUGCAUGCCGGGAACCUGGAGCCGGCAUACACGUGGGACCACUACAUCGCCGUCCCAGAUGCAGAAGAUCGGGAAGGGAGGUCCUUCGGCAACAAGGCGAGACGAGUGGUGGGAGAAUUUUGGGUGCGAGCCAGGAUAUGA
Panicum virgatum (switchgrass) is the source of this 729-nucleotide messenger RNA. Its product is annotated as classical arabinogalactan protein 9-like. The record is from RefSeq and is a predicted model, not a curated record. Bases 1 to 729 code for a protein of 242 amino acids. The transcript is spliced from 4 exons. Gene Ontology annotation, biological process: transposition. NCBI's taxonomy places the organism in Eukaryota, Viridiplantae, Streptophyta, Magnoliopsida, Poales, Poaceae.